CCCCUGGGGGUGGGACAGGAAGUAGAUAUCAUGUGAAUCACCCCAAGGAUAGGCUGUGGGUAGGAAGGCCUGCCUCAGGGAGCUGGCGUCAAUUCUUCAAGAGCUCCAGGUUGGGCAGUGGACGCCUAGCAAGAACUUCUCUGCUGUCUACUCCAGCUUCUGCGACCCAGAAGCUCCGUCAGCAGCUCCAUGGCCACCAGCCUGCUGCCCCUGGCAUUCCUCCUCCUCCUGCUGCCCCUGCCCGUCCCAGCUCCCUGCCAUACAGCCACACGUUCUGAAUGCAAACGUGUCCGUAAAUUUGUACCGGGUGCAUGGUUGGCCGGGGAAGGGGUGGAUGUGACCACCCUCCAGCGCUCAGGCUUCUUCCCCGUGGACACACACAGUUUCCUGAGGCCUGAUGGCACCUGCACCCUCUGCCAAAACCCACUGCAGAACAGUGCCCUGCAGCACCUGCCCCUGGCACUCACCUCCUGGCGUGCCCAGGGCUCCAGCUGCCAGCGCCACGUGGCCAGAACCCAAGUCAGCUCCGUAGAGGAGGUGGCCCAAGAUGCGGCCAAGAAAAUCAACAAUGAUUGGAAAGCCGGGCUGGACGUGAAUCCCCAUCCUGGCAGAAAUGUCCACGUGUCUGUGGCUGGCUCACACUCCCAGGAGGCCAACUUCGCAGCUGAUAUGUUACAUAAGGACCAGUACACCUUCAACAUGGACUCAGUGGAGUGUUCCCUAUACAGUUUUCACCUGGCACACAAACCCCCUCUGCACCGGGACUUCAGGAGAGCGCUCAGAGACCUGCCCCCCUACUUCAACACUUCUACGGAGCUUGAUUACCAGAGGCUCAUUUCCAACUAUGGUACCCACUUCAUCCGGGCCGUGGAGCUUGGUGGCCGCAUCUCAGCCCUCACUGCCCUGCGCACCUGUGAGCUAUCCCUGAAUGGGCUCACAGAUGACGAGGUGGCAGACUGCCUGACCGUGGAGGCCCAGGCCAGCAUCGAUGAGAAGGCCAGCUCCUCCUCUGAAUACAAGGCCUGCCAGGAAAAGCGGAAGAAGCACAAGAUGACCACCUCUUUCCACCAGUUCUUCCGUGAUCGCAAAACACAGGUGGUAGGCGGCCACCACACCUCCAUGUCUGACCUCCUGUUUGGGAGUCAGGCCGGGCCCGAGCAGUUCUCAGCCUGGGUGGCCUCGCUGCCUGCCAGUCCCAACCUAUUGGAUUACAGCCUAGAACCCCUGCACCUGCUCCUGGACAGCCAGGACCCACGACGGGAGGCGCUACAGCAGGCAGUGAGUAAGUACCUGAAAAGCAAGGCACGCUGGAGGGACUGCAACCGGCCCUGCCCCCCGGGGCAGCAGAAGAACCCCCGAGAUCCAUGCCAGUGUCAGUGCCCCAGCUCAGAGGCCACCAACCAGGACUGCUGUCCACGGAAGCGAGGCCUGGCCCGGCUGGAGGUCAUGAACUUCCAGGCCUCAGGUCUGUGGGGGGAUUGGAUGACAGACACGGAUGCAUACGUGAAGGCCUUCUUUGGUGGUCAGGAGCUGAGGACAGACACCGUGUGGAACAACAACAAUCCCAGGUGGAGGAUGCGGCUGGACUUUGGGGACGUAGUCCUGGUCACACAGGGGCCCCUGAGGGUGCAGGUCUGGGAUGCGGACCAUAUCUCAAGUGAUGACCUCCUUGGCACCUGUGACCGAUCUCCACAGUCGGGAACCCAUGAGGUGUCCUGCAAACUGAACCACGGCCAUCUGAAGUUCACCUAUCGGGCCACCUGCCUGCCCCACCUGAGAGGGCCUACCUGCCUGGAUUACAAACCCCAAGGACUCCUGCAGGAGGUCCCUGGAAACCGUAGUGGGGCUGUGUGGUAACAGCAGCGAGCAGCUCUCUUGAUGGGAACCCUGGCCACCCUGCUUAUUCCCAUUAAACAGAUGGAGCACAGAGGCUCCACCUUUUUCCCCCCAAGGUGACUGAAUUCAUAGGCCAACACUGAAUCCCCUGUCUGAACCACCUU
Ochotona princeps (American pika) is the source of this 2000-nucleotide messenger RNA. RefSeq names its product perforin 1 (gene PRF1). Gene Ontology annotation, biological process: leukocyte mediated cytotoxicity. The record is from RefSeq and is a predicted model, not a curated record. Bases 190 to 1857 code for a protein of 555 amino acids. Gene Ontology annotation, molecular function: pore-forming activity; calcium ion binding. The transcript is spliced from 3 exons. NCBI's taxonomy places the organism in Eukaryota, Metazoa, Chordata, Mammalia, Lagomorpha, Ochotonidae.